Cydia strobilella is the source of this 734-nucleotide messenger RNA. RefSeq lists its product as uncharacterized. NCBI's taxonomy places the organism in Eukaryota, Metazoa, Arthropoda, Insecta, Lepidoptera, Tortricidae. The coding region runs from base 68 to 673 and encodes 201 amino acids. The transcript is spliced from 2 exons. The record is from RefSeq and is a predicted model, not a curated record.
UCAAAAUGACACACCAUUUACUAGUUGAAUUUGCCAUACCUAAAUAAUAUCCAUCAAUCACAAAUAAAUGAUAAAACGUAUAGUAGUUAACAUAAUGCAACACUUUGCCCCAGCUUUUCUUGUCGUUUGUGUGUUUUUGUGCCUUUCUUUUAGUUGCACGUUUCCUCUUCAUAGAGCUCACCCGAAUGACUUAACGGAACUAUUGAAUCGUUCUCGAAAAUGUGUUGGUGCCGGUCGAGCUAAGAAAAUGACAUCCGACAAACAACUUAUCGGAUCACAGGAAUUUUCAGAGUCUGAUAACGAGGCCAAACGCAUACUAAGCGGUGACGACCUCCGCCAAUAUGAGCAACUGGUAAUUAUGAAAAAAUACCCAUACUUGGACCUGAAAGAGUUCGAAAUUCAAUUCGGCCCCUCAGUUAAGAACGCCAAGUACCGUGAUGCUGGGAUAGCUGAAGCUAGUGAAUGCAAGCUGACUGACGAUGGGCCCCGCGUCGAGAUAUAUAAUAGAGGCAUAUCUGGUUUUGCUAUACCGGAGAAACCUACUAAUAUGGCCGUGAAGGGCGUGGAGCCAUCACAAGAAGGGGAACGUGUUAUAAACAAAAAUUUGAAUUUCAGGGAAAACUCGCGAGUUUGGAAGAAUCUCAAAGACUUUGAAAGAAAUGAUAUAGAUUAAUUAUUUUCCGUGAUUGAAUUAAAUGACUGUAUUCAAUGAAUUCAUCAACUAAGAUUCAAAA